UAUUCUUAACACUUGCCUCAAAUUAUUGGAAUUUUUUAAUAACGUAACCUCAGAGUGACUGGUAAAUCCAAAUGAGAACAAGAACAUGUAUCUUUGCAUGGCAUUAAUAUGUACACUAAGCCCAUUGGAAAACAUUAUGAGAGCCAUUAAAUCAAACAGUUUCUUAUAAUGAAGUGCGAGACAUUUCUAAAUAUAGAGAUUGCUACCAGCUCCCUUUGUAAUCUCAUUAGUUCAAGUGAUGAUUUUUUUUAAAAUGCUGCCAAGAGUUGUUUUUAAUGUCAGCUAGCAGAUUUGUUCUAAACUAAUGUGAGAUAUUUCUUUCUGCCAGAUUGUGAGAAACUGAGAUUGUCUGGUUUGAACCAUAUGGACCUAUGAUUUAUAGAAUCUUUAUGAAGAUUUAUUUAUAUAUACCUUUCCUAAAUUGAUUUGAAUUCCUGUAAAGGAAUUGUAGAUGACAGGAGCAAGCUUAUAACUGAACUAUAAAGAUAUGGUUUAUAAUAUUAGCAUUUAUUUAUUAAAUAGGCUAAGUUUAAACUGAAUUAUGAUUGCUAAAAUUAAUUAUUCCUCUUUACCAAAAUUGCUGUUUGAAAACUGAAGACAGACUUUUGUAAAUCCCUGAAAAUCCUAUGUGGCUUAAAGACAUUUUUGCAGUUAUGGUGGGCCUACUUUGCAUAACUGUUUUGAGAGUGCUAUAGUGUCAUGUGUUUUGCCUGCUUUAAUGAAGAUACUGAUAUCAGAACUGAUUAAAAAAAAAAAGGAGUAUGUAGAAUUAUCUAGCAUUUCGAGACAUAAAUUGUAGACUCAGAACUGAGAAAUGAACACUAGAUAGUGGUGGAACUAGUGAGGAGAUUUUCCUGGGAUGGCAUCCCUUUAGCUAUAGAUAGCAAACCUAAAGCUCCUUAUAGAGAAACCUCUUACUAGCCAUUUUCCACAAAUGGUACAUACACCUCAAAGGUACUUAGUGAAAAUCCUUCAGAGGUAUUUAAUACUGCAGUCGGCAGUCUCCCUCCUAUUCUCUGAAGCUUAUACAUAUAACCAGGUGGUGGCACAAAAAAGCAAAACCCAGAUAAACACCGCAAGAUUCCCCAGUGUUUUUACCUCAGUAAGCGCUGCUUCUCCAAUUGAUUGCCAAGAUGUGUGAUAUGGGGGGACUUGAUAAUCUGAUUGCCAACACAGCAUACUUGCAAGCCAGGAAGUCUGGAGAUGUGGACGCCAAGGAUAUGCAAAAGCGACGCAAGAGCAUUAACCUACCUAAGGUUGAGGAAUGUGUUGGAAUCAAGAGUUCCAUGUCUCUGGAGUAUGAGAGCAUUUGUGAGCAGCAACCCAUUGGCAAGACAUUUUUCAAAGACUACCUGGCGACUGUGCCUGAAUACCGGGUGGCCCAAGAAUUCUUGGAUGAAGUUUGUACUUGGGAGUUAUCAGAAGAAAGCAUCAAGAACAGUCUCCUAGAGGGCAUGGUCAACAUGUAUCUGAAGAAUGUUAGCAAUACUUACUUGACAUUUCUUAGUACAGACCUAUGCAACAAGUGCCAGUCAGCCUCUGCGAAUGAUUUUGAGAACAUCCUGCAGUUGGCCAGGGAAGAGACAAAAGGCUUUCUUAAGGGAAAACCUUUUGAGGGCUUCCAGACCAGUCCUUUCUAUGAGAAGUUCUUGCAAUGGAAAGUCUAUGAGCGGCAAUCUAUAAAUGAUAAAUUUUUUGAAGAGUUCCGAGUAUUAGGCAAGGGAGGCUUUGGAGAGGUUUGUGCUGUCCAGGUGAAAUGUACUGGGAAGAUGUAUGCCAGUAAGAAGCUGGACAAAAAAAGAUUGAAGAAAAAAAAGGGUGAAAGUAUGGCUCUUCUUGAAAAGGAGAUACUUGAAAAAGUCAACAGUCGUUUCAUUGUCACACUGGCCUAUGCUUAUCAAAGUAAAACCGCUUUAUGUCUCGUCAUGAGCCUCAUGAAUGGUGGGGACCUUAAAUAUCACAUUUACAAUGUGGGUGAAAGAGGCUUGGAAAGGGAUAGAGUCGUCUUCUACUCAGCUCAAAUUAUCUGUGGGAUACUGCACCUCCACUCCAUCAAAAUUGUCUACAGGGACAUGAAGCCAGAAAAUGUCCUCCUGGAUGAUAAUGGUCAUUGCCGAUUGUCUGAUCUUGGUUUGGCAGUAGAAAUCAAGGACGGCAAAAAAAUCACCAACAGGGCUGGAACUAAUGGAUACAUGGCUCCUGAAAUCUUAAAGGAAGAAAGUUACAGUUAUCCUGUAGAUUGGUUUGCUAUGGGGUGCAGUAUUUAUGAAAUGAUUGCUGGUCGAACACCGUUCAAGGAUUACAAAGAAAAGGUUGAAAAAGAUGAAGUUAAAAAAAGAACCAUAAAUGAUGAAGUGCAGUUCCAGCACGCUAAUUUUGAUGAGCCAACAAAAGAAAUCUGCAAACUCUUCUUGGCAAAGAAUCCUGAAAGUCGUUUAGGAAGCAGGAGUAAUGAUGAUGAUCCCAGGAAACAUGAAUACUUCAAGUCAAUAAAUUUCCACAGGCUGGAGGCAGGUCUUAUUGAUCCUCCUUUUGUGCCAGAUCCAUCAGUUGUCUAUGCCAAAGAUGUUGCAGACAUUGCUGAUUUUUCUGAAGCUCGAGGAAUUGAGUUUGAUGACAAAGACAUUGAAUUCUUUAAGAGAUUUUCUACUGGUGCUAUCCCAAUACCCUGGCAAGAAGAAGUUAUUGAAACGGGACUCUUUGAAGACCUGAAUAAUCCCCAAAGAUUAAUUGAAGGUGACUCCAAAUCUGGAAUUUGUUUACUCCUAUAAAUCUUAAAUUAAUAAUUGAAUCUUCCAAGAUUUCAAGGCUCAUAAAGGCAAGCUGAUUAAUCUGUCCUUUUCCGUGCUGGAAAUUUUAUGACAAAACUUCAAGAUUCUUUUAUAAUAGUGAAAUACUUUAAGAACUUGUGAUGGUUUCUGAACAAACAAUUGUAGCUAUUAGGACAGAGUACUCUAUUUGGGACUGCAACUAUUUUAUUAUAAUUCCAUAGUAAUACACCUACCUUCUUUACAAAAUGGAUCCUAUUCUUAUAAAGAAGAACAAAAUUCAAAUUGAUUUCAGUGAUGUAGAACUCAGAGCACUUAUUUAAAGUGCUUUCAGGCACAGAACUAUUUU
Notechis scutatus (mainland tiger snake) is the source of this 3117-nucleotide messenger RNA. NCBI's taxonomy places the organism in Eukaryota, Metazoa, Chordata, Lepidosauria, Squamata, Elapidae. The record is from RefSeq and is a predicted model, not a curated record.